Penaeus vannamei (Pacific white shrimp) is the source of this 1206-nucleotide messenger RNA. Lineage: Eukaryota; Metazoa; Arthropoda; Malacostraca; Decapoda; Penaeidae. The record is from RefSeq and is a predicted model, not a curated record.
GAAUCAUUCCGUUCAUUACAAAAGGCAGCGCAAACCGAUCAGUUGGCACCCCUGCCCCGUCUCCAUCCGCUUACCACAUGUGUCAGUGAGUUGUCAGCCCUGCUUGGUGGAGGAGCGCCCGAGCCCACAACUUUUUUCUUAUCAAGUUUAAAUACAUCGUGUAAGAUACCGAAUAUGCCAUUCUUUUGCACAAGGCCUAGUAAGCACAAUUAAAUGAGAUUACACAAGUCCAGAGCGAGAGUGCGAGUGCCACAGACAAAGCCCCGGAUGGACAGGUUAAAGACGGAACGAAAGAGGAAACAUGCAACACACGGAAGACCCAUUUCCGCAAGAUCACCCGCUUAAAGGUGAGAUGCAGGAAAAUAAUCUCCGCCAAAGAUUGGAUCCGCAGCCCCAGCCUCAGCCUGAUACACAACAACAACAAGGAGGUGAAGAACAGCUGUUAAAACAUCGCCUGUCUUCGCACCAGCUGUCAGAACAUCACGCACAUCAUGUCCAGGAAAUAUCCAAACAUCCUCACGUCACGGCGGAUUCCAGUAGGAGGAGAGAAGAUGGAUUUAGGCAGAUGACAGGUCGGGAGCGGAUCAGCAUCAACAAAGACCUGAUCGGGACGCCGUCGAAUUUCCAGCACAUCGGCCACAUUAAUCGAGAGGUCACGUCCACUCAGACCACGGAGGAAGUCAGAAAUCUCUUCCAAAUGGUAAAUUUAUAUCAAGAACAAGUGGGAUUGUUACCAGGAAAAGUUGCAGAUGAAGAGCCAGUUGGAUUCAGCGGCGGCGAGGGCGUAAACCGGCGGGUCGAUAUUCCGCUGGCAGGUGAUCUCGGCUUCGCGGACACCGAGCAAGGGGAGGACCGGAUAACCAAACAUGAAGACCACCGCAAGAUUCCCCAGCGGCAGUCUCCGGUCCUCGAAGACACCUUGGACCGCGACCACGCCGACUACGAGGAGGUCGAACUGAGAAAUAACAGGAAGGAGAGGCUCGGAAUCCCAUCCGCUUCCGAGUACAGAGCCACUCACAAUUUCGACCAACAAAGACCAGCACAAACACCUCAACAGACGGACCAGGCGAUACUCCUGCAUGAUAGAGUCAAGCUCGGAGAGGACUUCGGAGAGGAAGAUCGAAAGGGGAAGAAAAACGCGAGGAUAUCUUUGUCGCCUCGUCUGCUCGGCUCCUCCAGCUCUCUGACAAGGGAGGGGAAACUUAG